Messenger RNA from Sparassis crispa, 690 nucleotides. RefSeq lists its product as hypothetical. The coding region runs from base 1 to 690 and encodes 229 amino acids. NCBI's taxonomy places the organism in Eukaryota, Fungi, Basidiomycota, Agaricomycetes, Polyporales, Sparassidaceae. The record is from RefSeq and is a predicted model, not a curated record. The transcript has 2 exons.
AUGGGCCCCGCAUAUGCUGUGUCUUCCGAGCCCUGUGUGGCCUCCGAUUCUACGGAAAUGCCUAUACCGCAGCAAAGUAUGCCGCAGGCUCAGGCAGCGGGCAUGGACACCGCACCAGUCCCUUCUACUAUUCAGCGUGAAACCGAUGCAUCGGCGAACCUCUGCACCUUGGCCCUUUUACACGCCGUUAUGGGGAUCACGAUGUCGAUGAGAGCUCUCAUCUCCCUGAACCCGGAAUUGAAUGAGCUUGGCCCUGCAGCUAAACAUUGGGAAACGAGCGUAAACACUCUUAUCGCACACAAGUCGGCGGCAGCCAGCGGAAACGACUCUUUAGCCCAACACUUGCAGAUCAUUCGACAGUUCAUUGGCUCAGCGGCAUUCGUCCCAUCUGCAGCGCCGAGUGAGAGGGCACUGGGGCCAACACUGGACACAAGUGCAAGCACGAUGCAUACGCUAGAUGACUGCACCAUUACUCCAGCACCGAGUCCCGCGACAGCCACUACGGUCAAUCUUUCCGAGUCUCAGCAGCAUCCGUUGUUGGUUUGUAUCAAUCCGUCGAAAACCACCGCACCUCACAACGAGAGCAUGGAGGAACCUACCGAUCAACGUACUGUGGGUUUGAGGAGCGCUGACGAGGGAUGUAGCGAUGGUGAAAACACAGCUGUGGAGGGCUAUGGGUUAGCAAUGUAA